AUGACUGACAAAGGAAUGAGUACAACAAAACUGACAGAGUUUGUGGACCUGUUCCCGACUCUUGUAGAAGCAGCAGGUCUUCCCAAACUAUCAACAUGUCAACUGGACUCGUCCUCAAGUCACCUCUGCACAGAAGGAACCAGUCUAGUUCCUCUGUUGAAGCAGCCAAGUCUGACCACAUGGAAGAACGCAGCCUUCUCUCAGUACCCGAGAAGGUAUAGUCACAAGCCAGUCAUGGGCUACACAAUCACCACGGACAGGUAUCGCUACACUGAAUGGGUUACUUUCCUCAGUAAGCCGGAUUACAGGCCUCAGUGGGACCAGCUUCAUGGAGUGGAGCUGUACGACCAUCUGAACGAUCCUCAGGAGAAUCACAACAUCGCGAGACAUGCUUCCCAGCAAGGACUUCGCGGCCAGUUGAGGAAACAGCUCCGUGCUGGGUGGAGAGCCCAGAUGGCGGGAAGUAAUGGCGGUGUCAUCAUCGGUUGA
Messenger RNA from Haliotis rubra (blacklip abalone), 489 nucleotides. Its product is annotated as iduronate 2-sulfatase-like. The transcript has a single exon. Gene Ontology annotation, molecular function: iduronate-2-sulfatase activity. NCBI's taxonomy places the organism in Eukaryota, Metazoa, Mollusca, Gastropoda, Lepetellida, Haliotidae. The coding region runs from base 1 to 489 and encodes 162 amino acids. The record is from RefSeq and is a predicted model, not a curated record.